AUGGACCGCAAAGGCACCCGCGUCCCCGCGGACAUGGUUCAUCGCUGGUCCCGAACUCCGUUGUCCUGCCGACUAUGUCGCUCCAAGAAACUGCGCUGCGACCGCGCCCAGCCGUGUUCCAACUGCGUCCAGCGUAAGGUCGAAUGCGUCUACGCCGGUCGGGGCGAAUCCCCCUCCACAGAUAGACGCUCCAAUACGCCGACGACUGCGACAGCGGCGGCAGCGGCUAGUAAGAGAGAGCAGUCGGUGCCGGAGCCCGGCUCUGCCUCGAUCCAGCGCCUUGAAGAUAUUAUUCUGCAGCAAGCCAAUCAGAUGCCGCGUCCGUCGAGUGUAGAAAGAGGCUCUUCUUCGGGCCCCCAGGGCGCUGCCCUGGCGAGCCCGGCCCAUGGACAACAACCAGCUUGGAGUUCAGCUGUAGGGAGCAGUGUGUCGAGUCCAAUGGAUACGACGUCUAAGGCAUCCAGUCUAAUUGAAGAGAUAAGUUCUGGCAAUAUGCAGCAUGGGGUAAUGCCCUUUGGGUCAAGUAUGCCAAAUGAGAUUCAGCAGCUUGCGAGCCCCAGUCCCGCGCCACUGGAUGCCGCCGCGCUGGCGAGAUGUCUCCCACCGCUUGCGCAGGCAAUGGAGAUGUUCAACCACUUCGCCAGGUGCAUGCAUCCUACAUUCGGGGCUCUUCAUAUUCCAUCCACGAGGGCGCUGAUGCAGCAGAUCUACCAGAACUUGCUCGAUGGGGAUGAGCCCAAUAUCGCCGGCCUGGCGCUGGUGUAUGCCAUCUUUGCGGGCGCCGCUCUGGCCUGGACGACCGAGCUUCUCGAGGCGCUGCAUGCGACGCAGGAUGAAGCCAAAACGGCAUUUUCCACGUACAGCCAUCUGGCUCUGUGCAUCCUGGACGACCGGCAGCAAACCGUUCCCUCGUCGACGGUGACGCUGCAGGCGAUCACCACCCUCGGUUAUGUCCUAUCACACACCGACGGCUUCUCGCAGAAAGUUCAUACGCUCCGCAUCCGGCAGCUUCUCGUUGCACGAAGCAUGCAGAUUCAUCGCCUCGAUACGGCGAAGCGGCGGGAGGAACGACGACUCAACGGCUCGAACGUUAUUGAAACCGAAGUCCAGCGCCGAAUAUGGUGGCAUAUGGUAUCAUCUGAUUGGCUCCUCUCUCUUUCCGGCGGUCCUAAUGAAGGAGUUUAUCUGCUUCAACCACGACACAUGAAUGUCAAUUACCCGAGCAAUAUCGACGACGAAAUCAUCCCAGCUUCUGGAACACAGUACGGGUUUCCUCUCUCCAUCCCAACCUCUAUGUCCGCUUUUCUAUGUCGCAUCCGCCUGGCGGAGCUCUGCCGUGAAGUCGUCGAUACUAUGCCCUCCCUCCUCCUCGAGUCUCCCGAUGUCUCUUCUCAAGAGGUAGAUUACGAUCUCGUCCUCGACCUGGAUGCUCGUUUCCAGAACUUUCUUAAUGCCCUUCCGAUCUUUUUCAAACUCGAUCACCGCAGCAUUCAGCAGAGUCUUACCAUCUGUCGUGAACGGCCGUACGUUGCCUGGCAGCGCACGUAUCUGCAUCUCGGUAUCAACACCCGCAUCUGCCGUCUCCAUCGGCCGUUCCAUCUAGAAGGCUUUACGAAUCCAAAAUACGCUUAUUCGCGGAUGAUGUGUAUCCGAGCUGCAGAGACAGUACUUAGUUUGCGUCGCUCAAUGGAGGAUAUUGGUGGGCUGAUAAAUCUAAACCCCUCUCGUUUUUGGCUCAUUGUGCAGCAUGUAUUCCUUGCGGCUAUCACUCUCGCUACCGAUGUUUCCUUGAAACCGGACGCUCCAGAGGCAGUUCCACGGCGUGAGGAGGUCCUUGCCGCUUGUCGGAUGCUUGAGCGCUCACAACACGAGUCGGCGACGCUGAAGAAGGCAAUACAGAAAAACACGCACACCUUGCUAAUGAUUUUGCAGAACCAGAUGUCUCUGCCAAAAUUGAGCUCGCCCGCGGCAAACAGUGCCGUGGGUGGUGGCUCCGUCUUCCAGUCCUCUGCUGGGCUCAUGAUCACGAACAUGGGAACCAACCAGGUUUUCCCCCAAAGCUCUGGCGGUGCUCAAUUAUUGAACACGGUCCCUACUACAAUGCACGAACCAAUGCCAUUAAUGCCGAACUCAUCUGCACCCAUGACCGGGCAGUGGUCUGGCGGCGCUCAGGGCCAACAAUCGGACGAAGAUACCUGGGGGAAGCUGUGGUCUGACGUGUUCAAUGCCGGCCUGGACUUGGAUAUGCCGCAGUGGAGUUCUAUCUUAGAUGAUAUGGAGUUUACGGAGCUCGGUAGCGGAGCUUGA
Molecule: messenger RNA, 2307 nt
Organism: Aspergillus nidulans FGSC A4
Lineage: Eukaryota; Fungi; Ascomycota; Eurotiomycetes; Eurotiales; Aspergillaceae
Product: Zn(II)2Cys6 transcription factor
Exons: 5
Coding region: 1-2307 (768 amino acids)
Biological process (GO): regulation of DNA-templated transcription; regulation of transcription by RNA polymerase II; DNA-templated transcription
Cellular component (GO): nucleus
Molecular function (GO): zinc ion binding; DNA-binding transcription factor activity, RNA polymerase II-specific; DNA binding
Source: RefSeq, a predicted model, not a curated record